GGGGCAGGAUGGAGACGCUGAGGACCCGCACGGUGCAGGAGCUCCAGGAGCUGCAGGAGAACACGGAAGAGAUCGAGCGCCUGGCGCUGGAGUCGCAGGAGGUCCAGGAGCUGCAGCUGGAAAGGGAAAUGUCCCUGGCUGCCAACAGGAGCUUGGCUGAGCAGAACCUCAAGUUCCAGGCGCCGCUGGAGACGGGGCGCACCGAGCUCUGCAGCAAGUACGAGGAGCUCCAGAACCUGGCUCAGAGGUGCCAGGAGCAAAAGGCAAAGCUGGAGAAGUUCUCUGCAGCACUGCAUCCCCAGACCUUGCUGGACCUCCUGCAGGUGGAAAGCCAGAAGAUUGAAGAGGAGUCUGAGCAAAUGGCUGAGAAGUUCCUGGAGGGUGAUGUGCCCCUGGAGACGUUCCUGGAGCAGUUUUCCACCAUGAGGAAGUUGGCCCAUUUGCGCCGGGUCAGAGUGGACAAGCUCCAGGAGAUCCUCAGGAAGUCAGGAGCGCCUCAGGAGCAGCCACCUCCUCCUGGACCUGUGCCCACAGAACCCCCAAAGCCCCCUCCUUCAACAGCUCCUUCCUUCCCCUUGCCCUACAGCCCAGCCCCAAGCAUUCCAGCUGGGCCCACAGCACACGGAGCUCUCCCUCCUGCUCCCUUCUCUGCCUCCCCAGUCGCCAUGGGAACCGCUGCUCCAUCCCAGCCCACCUUUCCCUACAAACCUCCUCCAGCUCCUGGGUACCCACCGGCACAAGGUGCUGAUGCCGGGUAUCCCAAACCACCCUCAGGAGGCUCUGCUCCAGCACCAGGUUAUUCCUGGUCUCCAUCCAGGGGCCCACCACAGCCCCCCUCUUUUCCUGCCUCUCAUCCUCCUCCUCCUCCUCCAGCACCCCCCAGACCCGGAUACCCUCCCUUCUUCCCACCUGGAACAGCGAGACCCCAGUGUCCAUACCCAACCCAACCUCCUCUCCCUAACUUCCCAAUCCCCCCCCAACCUCCUUACCCUCCUGGAGCACCUGCACCCUUUGGGUUCCCCCCACCUCCCAAUCCCCAGCGCCCUGCUUGGCCUGGCUACUAAAUAUGGGACUCCUGGCUCCUGGAAUAUGGGA
This is a messenger RNA of Neopsephotus bourkii (Bourke's parrot), 1095 nucleotides long. RefSeq names its product VPS37C subunit of ESCRT-I (gene VPS37C). Gene Ontology annotation, cellular component: ESCRT I complex. The record is from RefSeq and is a predicted model, not a curated record. The transcript has 4 exons. Bases 9 to 1064 code for a protein of 351 amino acids. NCBI's taxonomy places the organism in Eukaryota, Metazoa, Chordata, Aves, Psittaciformes, Psittacidae. Gene Ontology annotation, biological process: protein targeting to vacuole; ubiquitin-dependent protein catabolic process via the multivesicular body sorting pathway; protein targeting to membrane.